AUGGAUAUUGACGACGACGAUGAUUUCUAUGCUCCCGACGAGCCCACGACUCAAAAUGACCCGUCUAACACUACCGAUUCUCAUACUGCGGCUACAUCUGUCCAGCCCCAACCCCAACCCACACAACAACAACAACAAGACGAGGAGGAUUUAGAGGAAGGAGAAGAGGAAGAUGAAGGUGCUGAUAUGGACGAGGAUGAUUCGGACAUAGAUAUAAUCACGGAACGGAAAGAUGGCACAAAUGCGCCUCCUCCUACUCAGUCGCGAUAUAGCGACAUACGAAACAUACCUCAAAGAUCAGCAUCAAGCGAUACGAGCAAGCCUGCUACUGUUAAGAAGGAAGAUGCACCAACGCGGUCCACCUCAGGCCAUGACUUACCCGCAGUUUCCACAUCCAAAGUUGAUGUAAAUGCGAUACCUGUGUACAAACCAGUAGGAAAGCCUAUCACCCAGAUCAACAUUGACGAAGAUCUGCCAGAUAAUGACAAGCCUUGGAGGAAACCCGGUACAGACCUGAGCGACUAUUUCAACUACGGCUUCGACGAAUUCACCUGGGCCUUAUAUGCUGCCAAGCAAGAUAAUGUCCGCAGCGAGUACAGCUCGGACGCUAUCGCCCAGAAUAACAAGAAGAUGCUAGAAGAUAUGCAGAUGAUGAUGAUGGGAGGUAUGCCUGGGAUGAGCAGUGCAGGCGCAGGUGCCGGUAUGGCAAACAUGCCCGGAAUGGAUGGAAUACCUCCCGAGAUGCAAGCCAUGAUGCAGCAAAUGAUGGCUUCCGGUCUUGACCCGAGCCAAAUGGAUGCAUCUACUAUGUCUGCCAUGUUCUCGGGUAUGCAGAAUGCCGGGGCCAGCGCCGCUGGAGGGCAGGGCAACCAAAACCAGAACUUCGGGGGACCUGGCCAAGGAUUUGGCGGUGCUCAAGGCCAAAAUUUUAGCUAUGAACAGGGCAUGAGCCGUGGUGGGGGUGGGGGCACUGGCGGGUUUGGCGGGCGUGGUCGUGGCGGCGGACGUAGGAAUUGGUAA
Molecule: messenger RNA, 1020 nt
Organism: Daldinia childiae
Lineage: Eukaryota; Fungi; Ascomycota; Sordariomycetes; Xylariales; Hypoxylaceae
Product: Pre-mRNA polyadenylation factor FIP1
Exons: 3
Coding region: 1-1020 (339 amino acids)
Cellular component (GO): mRNA cleavage and polyadenylation specificity factor complex
Molecular function (GO): RNA binding
Source: RefSeq, a predicted model, not a curated record